GGUCAAGGAGUCCUCUUGGCCAAGUCCAGCAAUAAAUGUAUAAAUGGCAGCGGCACAUGUCUAACGGUAAUUAGUUGCCCACUCAAGUGACCAUCAUGCACAUCACAGUUGUUUGCCUCCUUUUCACCUGGGGCCUGAGCCACAGUCACGCAGCCACGACAAUCCUGCAUGGCAACGGACAGGUGGCCAGUGCCGUAUCCCACCAGAGCUUCACCAGAUUAUCGUCAGCGGAGCCACUAGUCCUUCAGUCCCCAAAGCAGCCGCAUCAGCUGGUCAUUCCAUCCGCCAGGAUUGUUAAUCACCACCAAGCUGGGGAACGACAACAGGUCGAGAGGUUCUUCCAGGCGGCAACGGAGGAUGAGGUGGCCCAGCUGGCUACCCCUUCUGGACAGACACCCGCCCACCUCACCUACGCCGCCCAUCCUGUGGUGCACCAGAUGCUGCCAAGGAUUAAGCCCGUGCGAAACAUUAGCUACUCCUCCCUGAUCCCAGGGCCUCGCAGCCUUAACAGCCAUACCCAUCGGAACUUGUCACCCGUUUGA
Molecule: messenger RNA, 542 nt
Organism: Drosophila teissieri
Lineage: Eukaryota; Metazoa; Arthropoda; Insecta; Diptera; Drosophilidae
Exons: 2
Coding region: 96-542 (148 amino acids)
Source: RefSeq, a predicted model, not a curated record